This is a messenger RNA of Mangifera indica (mango), 1891 nucleotides long. RefSeq names its product sugar transport protein 5-like. Gene Ontology annotation, cellular component: membrane. The transcript is spliced from 4 exons. Gene Ontology annotation, molecular function: monosaccharide transmembrane transporter activity. The record is from RefSeq and is a predicted model, not a curated record. The coding region runs from base 134 to 1630 and encodes 498 amino acids. NCBI's taxonomy places the organism in Eukaryota, Viridiplantae, Streptophyta, Magnoliopsida, Sapindales, Anacardiaceae. Gene Ontology annotation, biological process: monosaccharide transmembrane transport.
AACAACCGUCGGCCACUUAUAUAUAUAUAUAUGGGGUUUCAUCCCUGACACAGAACUUGCGAAGCUUAGUACUUGGAUUUCUCUGGUAUUGCUUCUGGAUACCAAGAAAGAGCAAGGAAAAGAGAGAAGCAUAAUGGCCGUAGGAGGUUUUGCUGUUGAUGGAUCCUCCAACUUUCAUGGGAGGAUUACAGCGUCAGUGGUUGUCACCUGCAUCGUCGCUGCAUCAAGUGGCCUGAUUUUCGGCUUCGACAUCGGAAUUUCAGGAGGUGUGACAACAAUGCUGCCAUUUCUGCGGAAAUUUUUCCCAUCAGUGUUGGCAAAAAUGAUGGAGGCCAAAACAAAUAUGUAUUGUCUGUAUGACAGCCAGGUUUUAACACUGUUUACAUCAUCACUCUACAUAGCAGGCUUAGCCUCAUCUCUUGUGGCUAGCCGCCUAACAUCAGCAAUAGGCCGCCGUAACAUAAUGGUCCUUGGUGGCUUAACUUUCCUUGCUGGUGCUGGCAUCAAUGGUGGCGCAGAAAAUAUAGCAAUGCUCAUCUUAGGCCGUAUCUUGCUUGGCUUUGGCGUUGGUUUCACUAAUCAGGCAACUCCCAUAUACCUGUCCGAGGUGGCACCUUCAAAAUGGCGUGGCGCCUUCAAUACGGGUUUCCAGUUUUUCAUAGGCAUUGGUGUGGUGGUAUCCAAUUGCAUAAAUUUCGGCACAACUAGACUCAGCUGGGGCUGGCGCCUCUCACUGGGGCUUGCAGGAGUUCCUGCUGCUAUCAUGACAAUAGGCGCCCUUUUCAUAACUGACAGCCCCAGUAGCUUAGUUGAAAGAGGCAAAAUCGACAAAGCAAGGCGUUCUUUACAGAAAGUUCGAGGGAAAGACGUUGAUGUGGAAGAUGAGCUAAGUGAAAUAAUGAAGUCAAGUGAAAUUGCGAAAGCUUCUUCUGAAGAACCUUUCCUCACCAUAUUUGAGAGGAAAUACAGACCUCACCUAGUUAUGGCAAUUGCCAUACCGUCUUUCCAACAGCUAACUGGCAUCAACAUUAUUGCCUUCUAUGCUCCCCAACUGUUUCAAUCAGUUGGCUUUGGAAAUGAUUCAGCUUUAAUAGCAUCCAUUAUACUAGGAAUGGUAAAUCUUGGCUCUAUUCUUGUAUCUACCGGUGUAGUCGACCGCUACGGUCGAAGAUCCUUGUUCCUGGUGGGUGGCGUUUUAAUGUUUGUUUGUCAGAUUGCUGUUGCUUUCGUGCUGGCGUAUGCAUCAGGAGUUUCAGGCAACAGGGAAAUAAACAGGGGAUAUGCCAUAUUAGUACUGGCACUAAUGUGCAUCUACGCUGCUGGUUUUGGUUGGUCUUGGGGUCCUCUAUCCUGGCUCAUUCCAAGUGAAAUAUUCCCCAUGAAAAUUAGGGCCACUGGUCAAAGCAUAGCUAUUGCUAUGAAUUUCGCAGUAACAUUUGUGCUAUCACAGACAUUCUUGACUAUGCUAUGCCACUUCAAAUUUGGCACCUUCUUGUUCUAUGCUGGUUGGAUUGGGGCGAUGACCAUAUUUAUUGCACUUUUCUUGCCUGAGACCAAGGGAAUUCCACUGGAUUCAAUGUAUAGUGUGUGGGAGAGGCACUGGUUUUGGCGCCGAUUUGUCAAAGACUAGACCCCAACACCAAUUUUACACCAUCAACAUAUGUUACAUACUUCUUAUUUCAAUAAGUCAUGGAGUCAGAUAUAUGUGUAUAUACAUAUAUAUGUAUCUGUUCAUAGUGGCUCUAGCCUUUGUUGUUGCGUUAGCACUACAGUAUUACGUCUGCCAAGUUACUUGCAAUUUAUGUAAUAUAGAUUAAUGCUUCAAUAGUAUACUGUGAUGUAAAAACACAAUUUUGAUAUUUCUUCCAAUAGUUGACCGUGUUUGACUCAA